Trichoplusia ni (cabbage looper) is the source of this 687-nucleotide messenger RNA. RefSeq lists its product as uncharacterized. The record is from RefSeq and is a predicted model, not a curated record. Gene Ontology annotation, molecular function: DNA binding. NCBI's taxonomy places the organism in Eukaryota, Metazoa, Arthropoda, Insecta, Lepidoptera, Noctuidae. The transcript has 2 exons. The coding region runs from base 1 to 687 and encodes 228 amino acids.
AUGGCAAGCAAGGCGUUUGAAAAAUAUGUUGAGCAAGAAGUUUUGAUAAAUUGUGUUGAAAGUAGACCAGUUCUUUGGGACAAAACACUGGAGAUUUAUAAAGAUAAAAUUGCAAAAACCGCAGCUUGGCGCGAAAUAUGCGGUAUUCUAAAGGAGGAUUUUGAAGCUAUGGAACAAAAAGAAAGACAAGAAUUUGGUGAUACACACGAGAACGUCCCUGCUAAUGACAACAUCACGGAAACAGUAGAAAGUAAUAAAGACAACGAAGAUGAACCUGAUCAGAUUACGGAACAAAGUGGUAGUGACAGACAAAAGGAAAGACAAAAUUUAGCCCCGCCGCAACGCAAGGCAAUCAAAAGAAAUGUGAAUGAAGUAGACGCCAAAAUGAUUGAAUACAUGAAUGAUGAGUUAAAAAAAACUAAAAAUGAGUUUGAAGAUCCCAAUUUAUCGUUCUUCAAAGGUCUUUUGCCGCAACUGGCUUCACUUAAUGGCGAUCAAAUUUUAGAAUUUCAGUCUGGAGUGAUAAACCUUUUACAAAAUAUUAAAAGUAGAAGAUAUGGUCAGUCAAACUACGAGUGGCCUCCAUAUUCACAAAGUUCUAGCACUCCUCACUACCACACCCAGGUUAUUUUAACCAACAAGGUUAUUUUAGUAGGCCACAUCAUCUUGACUCUACACCAUCAGUAG